AGUCAAUUAAAAGUUUAUAAUAGUGUCUGAAUAGUAUCUAACGUAUUAUUAUUAUUAUUAUAUAUACACGCGCUGUGUCGUCUAUGGCAGUACCGUGCGAUAUUUCGCGUGUGUGUUGACGCCACUGCUGCUGCUGCCGCCGCUGAUGCUUCUAUUAUACACGGCAGAAACCCGUGUGUGUGUAGUCCUCGUACGUAUAUAUAACUAUACUCUCUGCAGCCGAAAACGAAGAGGAGUUGACGAGUUUCCGUCGAGAAUUGGGUGAGAGAGCAGCUACUGCAUCGCUUCCGUGCAUCGCUGCUACUGACGAGCUACCGCUUUCAGAGCUGCGCACAGUAGUGGAUACGUGUUUGCCGGGGGAACAAUUUCGAUGGACCUCGAAGCUCUUUCGCCAGCUUGAUUGUGCAAUUACACGGAGCGAGAGUAAGAGAGAUAAAAAAAAAAUGCAAAAGUAAUACCCUCGAUCGCAGCGAUGUUACAUCAUCCACGUAGUCACGAUAAAUCUCGAGCUCGUGGAAAGCUCGGCUCUUGGGUCAAUAUCGAAAAUGAAGACGCUCCUCGAGUAUCAUCCUCGUCGCCAUCGUUGCGGCCUCAGUACCAGCAUCAGCAGCAGCAACAGUGCCCGAGUAAUAAUAAACGAGCGGCCGCAGCCGUGGCGAACGCAGCGGGUCGCUUUAAAUCAUCAUCCUCGUCCAACGUGAUGCGCUCGCACGCGAAUGCGCACGAGGUGAUCCCUCUGUAAAUCUCGGCAGGGAUUUUUAUGCAACAUAGAGCACGACGACGACGACGAUGCCUGGCCUCGUCGUUUUUCGUCGCCGAUGGAGCGUCGGCAGCGACGAUCUCGUUGUGCCCGGCGGAUUUUUGUUUCUUCUUCACAUUGUCUGGAUCGUGAUACUGGCCGUUUACGUGGGCAUAUCGGAAUGGGAUCGGAGCGUCCAGUGCGUCCUGCUGCUGUGGCACUACUUCAUCGGCUAUCUCGUGGUGUUCGGCUGCUCGAUGGCCACCGAGUUCUCGAUUUGCGCGCUGGCCACGCGCGGCAGCAUACUCGACACCAAUGCCCGCGCGCCCAUGCAGUAUCUCCUCUACGUCCGACUUCUUUUAAUUCUGGUCGAGGCUGCGUGGCUCUGCGCUGGCGUCACGUGGCUCGCGAAAUUCUACCUGGAUUGUCCCCUGGCGGAUCGGAUGAAGAGCGUCAUGCUGGGCUUGGUGGUAUCGAACUGUUUAAUACUGGUCUCGAUACUGACGACGGUCUGGUGCGUUUACGACACGGCCGGCCGCUCUUGGGUGAAGAUGAAGAAGUACCAGCGCAGCAUGCGCGAGGCCGAGUCGCGCGGCAAUCGCAUGCACUACAAGCGCAGCGGCAGCAAUCGCAACUGGCGCCAGCGCAAGGUCAUACGCGCCUACCAGGACAGCUGGAACAAUCGCUGCCGCAUGUUCUUCUGCUGCAUCGGCAAGUCGGACAGAAACAGGAACUCGUUCACCGAGAUAGCGCGGCUGCUCAGCGACUUUUUCCGCGAUCUCGACGUGGUGCCGUCGGACGUCGUGGCGGGCCUCGUGCUGCUGCGCAAAUUCCAGAAGAUCGAGCGCGAGCUGAUCGUGAAGCAGCGCAAGAACGACACGUACGAGUUCCUGUCGGGGGUGCCGGUGACGCCCCGCACCAAGUUCCUCUCGCUCACCGAGGACGGCGACCUCGGCCACUUCCAGUCGGCCAUACACUACAUGCACUUCGCCCUGGCGGCCUACGGCUGGCCGCUCUUCCUCGUCAAUCACUCGACCGGCCUGUGUCAGCUCUGCACGAGGCUGAGAUGCUGCUGUCUGCCGUGCACGCGGAGCAGCGAUGACGCCAUCAUCGUCGAGGACAACUGCUGUCAGUGCAAUUACGCGGCGCUGAGGCGCAUGGUCGAGAUCGGCGAGGUCGACGUGCUCUACGCCACCUUUCACGUGGACGUCAACGAGACGCCUUUCUUCGUCGCCCUCGAUUAUACCAAGAAAAAAGUGGUGGUGAGCAUACGCGGCACCCUCAGCAUGAAGGACGUGAUGACGGAUCUGAACGCCGAGGGCGAAGUGCUGCCGCUGCAGCCGCCGCGCGACGACUGGUACGGCCACAAGGGCAUGGUCCAGGCCGCCGAGUACAUCAAGCGCAAGCUCGACGAGGAGGGCAUCAUCGCCAAGGCCCUGGCCAAGGACCCGGAGCGCGGCACGCCCGACUUCGGCCUGACCCUCGUCGGUCACUCGCUGGGGGCCGGCACCGCCUCGAUACUGGCCAUCCUCAUGCGCCAGGAGUAUCGGGAUUUGCAGUGCUUCGCGUACGCGCCACCCGGCGGACUGCUCAGCAUGCCCGCCCAGGAGUACACGCAGGAGUUCAUCACGUCGGUGGUCGUGGGCAAGGACGUCAUACCCAGGAUCGGGCUGAGACAGAUGGAGAGCCUCAGAGCCGACCUAAUUAACGCCAUCAAGAGGAGCGUCGACCCCAAGUGGAAGACGAUAACGUGCUCGGUGAUGUGCUGCGGCUGCGGCACCAUACCCACGUCGGCGGCGAAUCUCGAGGCCGGUGGUUGCAUCAGCGAGUACCAGCGCGACAAGGAUCUGGCGCGCAGCGAGGCCGUCGUGCCCACGGACUCGACCAUCGCCCUCACCCUGCACAGGCCGCUCUAUCCGCCCGGCAGGAUAAUACACGUCGUCAGGCAUCAUCCCAACAAGGGAGAGCAAAAGUACGAAUCUCGUUGGAGACAAGUGCUGAGGAAGCGCGAGCCCGUCUACCAGGCGCUGUGGGCCCGACCGGCGGACUUCGACGAGGUCCUCAUAAGCCCGGUCAUGAUACAGGACCACAUGCCCGACAACAUGCUCAAGGCCCUGAACAAGGUAAUAACGACUCUGGGCCCAGCCAAACCGCAGCGAGUCGUGUCGGGCCGUAUCUCGUCGUCGGCCGAGUCCUGCGCGCUUCAUCACGGCCACGGCAUCGGCCACGACUUUCCGGACAUCGAGGUCGAGCAGGAGAUGCGGGCGCUGCUGGCCUCGUCGAGCAGUCCGGUCAGCAAGCCCCUGUCGAUGGGCGGCACGACGAGACGAGCCCCGCCGCCGCGACUCCCGAUAAGCACGAGCAGCGCGGGACCGACGCCCAAGCGCCGACUCUGCCUGGAGACGAGCUUCACCAGUCUGCAGAGCCCGAUGACGGACAAUUAUCCGCAGAUCGGCCGCGAGCUCAGCGUCGACUCGAGGGGACUGCCCUGGGAGUACGUGAGCAUGGCCGGCGACAUACUGGCGUCGCCCAUUAGACAGGACGAGCUCUUCAAAGCGGACUGGACGAAUCUCGGUCGGCUCGCGCCUCUGGCGACGCCCGAGACCCUGUCCGAGGGCUCGGGCAGCGGGCCGCCGUCGCCGCUGCCGGCCUGCCAUCGGCCGAUGAUGCGCAGAACGCCCAAGAUUCCGGGAAACUUAUCGACGGCGGCGGACGACCUGAAGAACAACCUGCACUUCGCGAUGCUCACAGCCAAGAACUACUACCUGAGGCCGGGCCAGCAGCAGCAGCCGGCCCUGUCGGUGGCCAGCAACAGCAGCAGUAACAGCGGCCAGAACAGCGAGGCCAGCUACGAGGGUCCGAAGGCGCAGGGUCCGCCGCCGCCAGUACCCAGAAGACGAGACUCCGUCCUGGUCAGCAGGGAGCACAGAGUGUGCACCGCGGCCUGCUGCAGGGACGACCUAUCCGAUCCAAAUUCCUCGCCGCACUCGUCGAGACUCGGCAAUCCGGUGCACAUCGACUUCCCCGAGGAGGACAACGACAUCAACGGCUCCAGUCUCGAUUUCUACGAGGCAAAGAUCAAGGACAGCAGCGACGUGUUGCUGAGCGUGCGCAGCUCGCCGGGCUGCAAGAGCCUCAUGGCCCCUGCGACGGACGCCGGCGCCGAGUGGAGGCGCAACGACAAGCUCGACGCCUCGUUCUGCGGCUCGUCGUCGUGCGACGCAUCGCUGCCGCUGCUACGAGGCCUGUCGCCGACUCCGCACACGGGCAGUCAGCACGCCACCGGCAACUCGCCCUUCUUCAACGCCAAACGCAAGAAAUACGUCUACCCGAUCACCCUCGUCGGUCACGGCGAGAGCAGCGUUUAAACGAAGCCGCUGAUGUGUAAUUUAUUAGGAUCGUGUAAAAAAUAAAUUAUCAAGCAUUUUUAAUCGGUGAUUCGUCGCGAGACAUCUAACCUCCUCGAUCAUCCAUUUUUCAACAAGAAUCAGUUUGUAUAGAAAAAAAAUUCGUCAUUCCGGAAGGCGUGAGAAUCUAACCAGGUAGCUCUGGCGUUAAUUUUUCAUUUUAUAGUGUACAUAGGAAACUCUUAGCUCGAUAAUUUCACUGUGCCAAAUUAUCAGAUGGGUAGUCUCUCUACAUGAUGUAUCUUUAAGUGCGCAUCCCACGCGGAAAUUGUUUACUCUGCGUUGCGGUGCACAAGUAUUAAUUUGUUCGUACCUCGAUUGGGAAUGCAAAAAUUUAAUUAUAGUUUUAGUACCUAAUCGAUUCUGGAAAUAUGUACGUGAAUUUUAUUUUUGCACGUUCUCUGUACAAAACGAGUCUAAUUUAACUAAAAAAAUUUGAUCGUUUUGUUCGUAUGUGUCACCACAAUUUUAUUACAUCGAUAACAGUGUACAUAAUUCAAGGGUAAUUUUCAAAAUUUGUUAAUUUGAAUUUAGUGUAAAUUCGAUUCUCGUGUAUUUGUAAAUGAACAAAGAUAACAAUUUUAAUUCAUCGUUUCAAAGUGAAACGGCGAGAGCACAGAUGUUUUAUACAUAAAAUUAGAGAACACCGAGCACAUAAUAUUACAUAGACGGUCGCAGAUGUCGUAGAAUACGUCAGGGACCAUACGUAAAAAAUGUAAAAAAUUAACGUUAAUUCGUAAGACGCAUGUAUACAAAUUAUUAUAAUGUUCAAGAUUUUCUGUAUGAUUAUAAGAAAUUUCCUUACAAAAUUCACACAGAUCUUCCAUCCAUUUUUUACUUACUAGUAGUUCACUGUAUUCAAAUUAUCACAGCAAUAUAGAUUUUAAGUUUCGUAUAACGAUUUAUGUAAUGCAAUGUAAAAGAUAUUUUUACUAGUCAGCUAGAACAGUGUUCACUAGCCAUGAUAUUGAUAUCGAAAGCAAUUUUAUUUGAUCGAGAUGUGUUAUUUAUUAUUAUCUGUAAUCGGUAAAUUCUUAAGAUAUGUAUUUAUGUAUAAAAUAAAUCAUACAUUGAAAAAAUUAUACAAUAUUGAUAAUAAUACUGGCACGGAGAAAGUACUUUAAAAUCAGUAGAUCAUACAUACCACUAGAUUAU
Molecule: messenger RNA, 5301 nt
Organism: Trichogramma pretiosum
Lineage: Eukaryota; Metazoa; Arthropoda; Insecta; Hymenoptera; Trichogrammatidae
Gene: inaE
Product: sn1-specific diacylglycerol lipase alpha
Exons: 15
Coding region: 790-4107 (1105 amino acids)
Biological process (GO): lipid metabolic process
Cellular component (GO): postsynaptic membrane; dendrite membrane
Source: RefSeq, a predicted model, not a curated record